CCCGGGGCUGGAAGGAGGGACCCUGACACCUCCAAUCUCACAGAGGUUCCAGGUACACGGAGCAGCCUUCUCCCCUCAGGAUGGCUUCACCCUCUAGAUCUCCAGCUUUCAGGCUAGAAACAUCAGAUGGAGGCCAAGAAGAUGGUGCUGAGGUGGAAAAAAGAAAGCUGGGCCAUGGGGAUGGGCCACCGCCAAUGGAGUCAUCAUUCCAGGAGGAAGACAAGAAAUUCUCUCCUCAGAUCAGAGUGAACCUCAACUACCGAAAGGGAGCAGGUACCAGCCAGCCAGACCCAAACCGCUUUGACCGUGACCGGCUCUUCAGAGUGGUCGCCCAAGGUGUCCCUGAGGAUUUGGCUGGGCUGCCAGAGUACCUGCGCCGCACCAGCAAGUAUCUGACCGACUUGGAGUACACAGAGGGUUCCACUGGGAAGACUUGUUUGAUGAAGGCUGUUCUGAACCUUCGGGAUGGGACCAAUGCUUGCAUCCUGCCACUGCUACAAAUUGACAAGGACUCUGGAAAUCCCAAGCCUCUGGUGAAUGCCCAGUGCACUGAUGAGUACUACCGUGGCCACAGUGCCCUGCACAUUGCCAUUGAGAAGAGGAGUCUGCAGUGUGUGAAGCUCCUGGUGGAGAAUGGGGCCAAUGUGCAUGCCCGGGCUUGCGGCCACUUCUUCCAGAAGAGACAAGGGACUUCCUUCUAUUUUGGUGAGCUACCCCUCUCACUGGCUGCAUGCACCAAGCAGUGGGACGUGGUCACCUACCUGCUGGAGAACCCCCACCAGCCUGCCGACCUUAAGGCCACAGACUCCCAUGGCAACACAGUCCUGCACGCCCUGGUGAUGAUUGCAGACAACUCGGUGGAGAACAGUGAACUGGUCAUCUAUAUGUAUGACAAGCUCCUUCAAGCCGCGGCUUGCAUCUGCCCCACUUUGGAGCUCGAGGACAUUCCCAACCUGCAGGGCCUUACACCCUUGAAGCUGGCUGCCAAGGAGGGCAAAAUUGAGAUUUUCAGACACAUCCUGCAACGGGAGUUCUCAGGGCCAUGCCAGGCCCUUUCUCGCAAGUUUACCGAGUGGUGUUAUGGGCCCGUCCGUGUGUCCCUCUAUGACCUGGCCUCUGUGGACAGCUGCGAGGAGAACUCAGUACUGGAGAUCAUCGCCUUUCAUUGCAGAAGUCCGCACCGGCACCGCAUGGUAGUUUUGGAACCAUUGAACAAACUGCUGCAGGCGAAAUGGGACCUGCUGAUUCACAGGUUCUUCUUGAACUUCCUGUGUUAUGUGAUCUACACAGCCAUCUUCACUGCUGUUGCCUAUCAUCAGCCUUCCCUGGACAAGAAAUUCCUUCCCCAAAAAGUGACAGCUGGGAACUCCUUAAUGCUGUUGGGUCACAUCAUCAUCCUGUUUGGGGCUGUCUACCUCCUCUUGGGCCAGCUGUGGUACUUCUGGAGACGCCGGCUGUUCAUCUGGAUCUCAUUCAUGGACAGCUACUUUGAAAUCCUCUUUCUGCUACAGGCCCUGCUCACAGUGCUGUCCCAGUUGCUGUGUUUCCUGUCGGUUGAGUGGUACCUGCCCCUGUUCGUGGCCUCCCUGGUGCUGUGCUGGCUGAACCUGCUGUACUACAUGCGUGGCUUUCAGCAAACAGGCAUCUACAGCAUCAUGAUCCAGAAGGUCAUCCUGAGGGACCUGCUUCGCUUCCUUCUGAUCUAUUUGGUCUUCCUAAUUGGCUUCGCUGUAGCCCUGGUGAGCCUGAGCCAGGAGGUCCCAGCAGGCUCCAAUGUCACAGAAGCAGUCCAGCUGUCAGCGGGGCAGGAGGACAAGGAGGGCAGCUCAGCUCCCUAUGGGAGCAUCCUGGAUGCUGCCUUGGAGCUCUUCAAGUUCACGAUCGGCAUGGGCGAGCUGACCUUCCAGGACCAGCUGCUCUUCCGCGGCAUGGUGCUGCUGCUGCUGCUGGCCUACGUGCUGCUCACCUACAUCCUGCUGCUCAACAUGCUCAUUGCCCUCAUGAGUGAAACAGUCAACAGCGUCGCCACUGACAGCUGGAGCCUCUGGAAGCUGCAGAAAGCCAUCUCUGUUCUGGAGAUGGAGAAUGGCUACUGGUGGUACAGGAGGAAGAAGCAACGGGCAGGUGUAUUGCUGACUGUUGGUACCAGGCCAGAUGGCACCCCUGAUAAGCGCUGGUGCUUCAGGGUGGAGGAAGUGAACUGGGCUGCAUGGGAGCAGACGCUGCCGACAGUGUGUGAGGAGCCAUCAGAGCCAGGCAUCCCUGGUUCCCUGAGGAAACUUGCCCAGACCUCCCCGCUUCAACAGGACAGUGCCUUGGAGGAAAACCAUCUACCCCUUCAGCUCCUGGAGUCCCGCUGAUGGCCCAGAUGCACCUGGAAGUGGGCAAG
Sorex fumeus (smoky shrew) is the source of this 2389-nucleotide messenger RNA. It is a transcript of the gene TRPV2, whose product is annotated as transient receptor potential cation channel subfamily V member 2. The transcript has 14 exons. Bases 81 to 2360 code for a protein of 759 amino acids. Lineage: Eukaryota; Metazoa; Chordata; Mammalia; Eulipotyphla; Soricidae. Gene Ontology annotation, cellular component: membrane. Gene Ontology annotation, biological process: calcium ion import across plasma membrane. Gene Ontology annotation, molecular function: protein binding; calcium channel activity. The record is from RefSeq and is a predicted model, not a curated record.